Trachymyrmex cornetzi is the source of this 2335-nucleotide messenger RNA. RefSeq names its product transcription factor SOX-9. Gene Ontology annotation, biological process: regulation of transcription by RNA polymerase II. NCBI's taxonomy places the organism in Eukaryota, Metazoa, Arthropoda, Insecta, Hymenoptera, Formicidae. The transcript is spliced from 5 exons. The record is from RefSeq and is a predicted model, not a curated record. Gene Ontology annotation, cellular component: nucleus. Gene Ontology annotation, molecular function: RNA polymerase II cis-regulatory region sequence-specific DNA binding; DNA-binding transcription factor activity, RNA polymerase II-specific. The coding region runs from base 762 to 2069 and encodes 435 amino acids.
UUCUCGAAGGAUACACGAUGAACUGUAAGAUACAAGAAUCCGCUUAAAACGUCAGUGGUAUCUGUCUACCGAGUCACGUGUUAUCCAAAUGAGCGAAGCGAAAAGCCUUCCCUGAAGGAAGUGCAACGAUCUACGAGGAAGGAUAAGAGGGAUCGAGCAAAAUCGGUCGAUCACGAUUUCACGCGAUACGCAGCUCCGAUCUCGCCUUCUCGGGAAGGAGACCAGACGGACAAAGAGAAGCAGCGCAGAUAAGAAGCGACGACGGAGUUCGGCGAACUGCGACGUACGAAAAGGCAACCGACGCAGAAGGCAAGAACGCUAGACGGAAUCACGCGUGUGUGCACGCGCGAGAUACGCGGUGUCGCGAGUUAAUCAACAGCGAUAUUGAUUAUAAACGUGACAGUCGUCGAUCGAGACGUGACGCCCGAAAUUCUGCGAGGGAGAGGGAAAGAGGCUCUCGAGAACCAGCAGUUGAAACUUAUUGUCAGAGACCGAGUGGGGAGAACCGCGGGGAAACGGAAGCUCACACGCUCGCCGCGAUGAUAAGGCGAUAACAAAAGCGACGGCGAUAUCACGGCCGAUGACGAACUGAUCGAUUGAGGCUAUUUCUCGUCGCGGCUGAUACGAGAUGAGACGUGUUUUCCGCGUGUCGUACGCGAUAAAUCGGCAGGACUGAUUGUGUACGAUCGUACGGCAUCCUUCGACACUCUCGACGGCCUUGGUGGAAAUCUAUUGUUCGCGCGACGUACGCGACGAAGGGGAUGAAGAUGAACGACGUCCAGCCGGAGAGCAGCGGCGCGUCGAUUUCGCCGGCGGGCGGAAACAAUAACAACAAUAAUAAUAAUAGCAUCAAUGGAAAUGGCAAAACGUCGGCAACGGCCGCCGCAGCAGCAGCCGCCGCUGCCGCGGCGACGGUGGCCGCCAAUGGCGGCGAAGGAAUUAGUGCCGCCGUUGCUAAGGUUCUUCAAGGAUACGACUGGACCCUGGUACCUGUUGCCACCAAGGGCUCCGGCGACAAAAGGGCGGCCCACGUCAAGAGGCCCAUGAACGCGUUUAUGGUAUGGGCCCAGGCUGCGAGGCGAAAACUGGCCGAUCAGUAUCCCCAGCUUCACAACGCCGAGCUGUCGAAAACACUGGGAAAAUUAUGGCGGCUCCUGUCCGACAAUGACAAGAAACCUUUCAUCGAGGAGGCCGACCGCCUGCGCGUUAUUCACAAACGCGAGCACCCCGAUUACAAGUAUCAACCACGACGUCGGAAGCAAAAUGGGCCGUCAUCCGGCCGGGAGAGUUCGCCCACGAGGAGUCAAAGCAACGUGACGUUUAGCGUUACCAGGUCGUUGAAGCAGGAGGACAUGAGUCCUAGAGGUGUUCAAGGACCCAAUUCACCGCAAAGUGGCGUAAGCUCUUCGCCACCCACGACACCCAGUCAGGGUCUUUCACCACCGACACCCCCUACGACGCCCAGGGGACAGCACUAUAUUAAUCAGAGCAAUCAGCUUCCGCAGAACAACACGGUGUAUUACCAGGAUUUGGUCAGCGGCACGCCAUCGAGUGAGUCCCCGCAUCAACAACCAGCGGUUGAUCUUCGGUAUAUCGAGAUCGGAGAUGGCCUCCCCGGCGAGGAGAAUCAGUUAAAUGGUCUCGGAACUUUGGGCGGGCUAGGUCUGAAUCUUCCGGUGAACUUCCAGGAGUGCGAGGUCGAAAGCAAUGAGCUCGACCAAUACUUACCACCCCAGACUGCACCGAUACACCAGUACCCGCCCGUGCAAGUCACCACCGCCUCGCAAUGGUUACUCAACAGAUACGAGGAGGAGAUCGAGAGACCGAUCAAGCGUCACUGUUCAGAGCAGGCGAUCGCGGAGGUAUCGUCAUGGGAGGACAGGACUCAGGAGAUGGUCAGGUACCACGAGCUGCAGCCUCCCCUUCCGCCAGUCCAGUACAUAUCCGCCCAUAACGCGCACCAUUCGCACGCGAGUACGCAGAUGGGCCAUCCGCACGUGUCCACGCCCUACGCGCAAUACGCACAUCGCUAUGUGUCUGGCAUUGAGACGUGGCCGAAUUAUAUGUAGACCAAAGCGAGGUAAACAUGCCCGAUUUAUUUUUCGUUUCGCGGUGCCGAGAGGCGCGCCGCGGAAUAGUAGAAUCGUACCGAUUUUUACGUACCUAGGUACAAGGGAUCGGAGAAAGAAUUCGCGUAGACCGUCCCGGAUCAGCCGCGAAAUAUUCGAUGGACAAAUUGGCGAAAUCUCACGUGAUUCUUUCUGGUCAACGUCAUCGUUAUUGUUCUAAAUUUUCGUUAUUUAAUCUUCCGUCUACAAUCUGGGUCUUUUUUAGC